AUGUUAAAUCGAAGACGUCGACACCAGACUCCAACUUUCCUGGAAGGCACACCAGGCCGGUACCUAAGGAGAGAUGCACCCCCUUCUCUGCCCACUUGCGAUGGUGUAAUUCAAGGUAUCCAAGCUGGUUUGCAACAAUUGGCCCAUUCGUCCCAAAGCUUGCAAUAUGCCGGAAGCGAUGUCAGUAGUUGCCGAGUAGAGCGAAAUUCCGUUCGUACAAAACCAGAAUUAUCAUCACAAAGUUUCAGCGAAAGUCGAACAUCCAGUCAGUACCUGUCGAAAAAGGGUCUUACGUCGUCACUUAGCAUCGGUAACGUAGUACAGCACGGUACACAAGCAGAAAACGCAGAAAAUAGCGAACAGCGUUUGGUGUCCAUUUCAUUGCAAAGUUUGCCAGGUCGUUCGAUAAGUACACCGUUUACUGGUGAGAAUCGUGGCAAUGGAGUAAUGAAGGAGGACCUCACACUGCCACCGAAUUGGGCUGUUGAAUUAACACCAGAAGGAAUUCGUUACUACGUGGAUCACAGCAAUCGACGAACACAUUGGAUUCAUCCUCUUGUUAAAGAAAAUUUACCUUUAGGCUGGACAAAGCAAUUUGAUUCGAUGAAUGGAGUAACAUAUCACAAUAAGUUGGAUGGUCGAACGCAAUUGGAACAUCCUGGCUUAGCAACACCUGUAAGUUAUGCACAAAGUAAUCCUGCAGCACAGUUAACACAGCGUGCCGAAAGUACGAUUGAAAAGUUGAAUAUUAUUGGUGAAGAUAUCCCAGAUUGGCUUCGUUUAUACUCUCGUGCUCCAUAUGAAUUAGAUCAUUUGCUGGAGUGGCCAUUAUUCCGUCUGCCACAACUGGAGCAGUACGAUAGUCAGUUGAUGAAGUUAUACAAGCAAGAAGGUAUUGAUAUUGCAAUCAAAUAUGAACGUUUUCGGCGUGAAAUCAACCGUGAAAUUGCACGGCGGCAACAAAAAUUUAUGCCAUCUGUUAAUGUACUUCAGUAA
This is a messenger RNA of Loa loa (African eye worm), 996 nucleotides long. Its product is annotated as WW domain-containing protein. NCBI's taxonomy places the organism in Eukaryota, Metazoa, Nematoda, Chromadorea, Rhabditida, Onchocercidae. Gene Ontology annotation, biological process: hippo signaling; apoptotic process; regulation of cell population proliferation. The coding region runs from base 1 to 996 and encodes 331 amino acids. The transcript is spliced from 8 exons. Gene Ontology annotation, molecular function: molecular adaptor activity; protein binding. The record is from RefSeq and is a predicted model, not a curated record.